UUCUUGAUACACCAACAGAGUGUGCAAUGGGCGUCAAGGGAUGUAGCAGUCUAAUUGGACUAUGGACUCUUGGACUACCAGGAGAAUGUGUUUAUAAAGAAGCUGGAUUUAGACUCGGUCAAAUGGGUAUUAAAAGAGGAUUACUACAGUUUCACUGGACAAAUCCCGAGGAAAGAUCUGAUUUAUGGGAUGCUUCUGGUAUGACCAUCUACUACACCAAGAAGUUGAGAAAAUAUGAUGCCGGUACCUGGAUGACCGGACAGGAAUAUCUGGAAAUUCCACCAUUGACUAAAAAUGUCGUGCAACAAUCAACAUGUUCUUCUAGAUGUACAAAGAAGAUAUUUAAUGGAACUGUUCAUUUAAUGACGGGAUUAAACCAUAUGCACUAUCUUGGUGUUUCUGGACGUGUAAAACUGACUCGUGAAGAUGAUUCCACUCAGAUGUUGACUGAUGAACCUGUCUAUAGUUAUGAUACACCUGUCUUAAACAGGUAUGAACCACCAGUUGAACUUCAGGGAGGUGAUAGUAUCGAAACGGUGUGCUCCUAUAGGUCACUGUCUAGAAAGGAAACUGCUGUAUAUGGACGAGGAACGUAUGAUGAGAUGUGCUAUGGUAUUUUCACCUACUAUCCAGUAGAAUCAAUCAGCACAAUCAAUUGUGUAACACGUAAAGAGUUCGAAUUGUGCGAUUAUAGAGAGAACGGGUGUGAUUUCAAGGCUCUUCAAAACUUUACCAAUCCAGAAACACGACAACUUAUUAACAGGGUCUUCGCAACUUGCACCCAUGCCGGGGGAUGUCUCCACGGAUGCCGAGAUCUGGUGAAGGACAUUAUGACGAAUCACGUAUGUUUUAAAGAUGGGAUGGCCGAAGGCGUAACAUAUCGAAAACUUAUGGAAAGGGGAACAGAUAAAUUGGAAGCCCUGCAAUGGGUGGCGGCCAUGAAGUCAUGUGAAUGUGCGAAAGAAAACCCGAUAAAUUACGUAGAAAACAACGAACCCGGACCUGGUCAGACUGAUAACAUCGUCCCCUCGUCGAAUACAUCACAGAUAGCAGCCUACACUGUUCUUGUCUUGAUCUUAUCAGCUCUCAGAUUAUUUUAA
Messenger RNA from Patella vulgata (common limpet), 1100 nucleotides. RefSeq names its product dopamine beta-hydroxylase. Gene Ontology annotation, molecular function: dopamine beta-monooxygenase activity; copper ion binding. The record is from RefSeq and is a predicted model, not a curated record. Bases 27 to 1100 code for a protein of 357 amino acids. The transcript has 5 exons. Lineage: Eukaryota; Metazoa; Mollusca; Gastropoda; Patellidae.